UUUAAUCACCUUGCCCUGCCCCAAAAGAAGAGCAGUAGAGAAGACUGUGCAGAAGAUAGCCUUUGACCUUUUCUAUUCUUUUUAAUCUCUUUCUCCUUCUAUAACUAGGCAUUGUUGAAUUCUUCCAUUUCUUUCAUGUCUCUAAUAAUGCCCAGUAUCUCUUCUUCUUCUUUUUCCUAUACAAAUUUCAUGUCUUUCUUUCACUUUUGAUUGUUCUUCACUACUUUGUCCUUUUUAGCUGAUCUGGGUCUGGGGUUGUGAUGAUUUCACCCUUUUCUUGAAGAGUCUUGAGGAGGAAGUUGAGUAAGGGUAUUUGAGUAGUAGGUAGUAAAGAGCUUUGGUAUUAGGGAAGAAGAUUGCAUUUUCUUUUUACCAUCAUUUCUUUGAUGAUGGUGAUGGUAUAAGUGUUGAAGGAGGAGGAGGAGGUUACCCUUUUGACCAGAGAAAGAGAUCAGAUAAAGCAAACAACAACGAAAAGCAAAAGAAUGGGGAAGAAAAGAUGUCCCCUUUGAUUGGCAUUGUGGCUUCUGAUUUGCCAAUGAAAGAGAAAGAAAGACAGAUACAAUAAAACUUGCCUUCUCAAGGGUCUUCUCUUACUUCUCUUUUCUUUCUCUCUUUUUUUUUUCUUUCCCGCACGCUUCUUGUUUACUAGAUGUGAUAUGUCUUCCUCGGUGCUUGUUUUCUUGUAAAUUAGCUCUCUUUGUUUUAUUUGGGGAAAAAAAGGGUCUUUGUUAGAUUCUCUUCUUGUUGUAGUCUAGUAUCGUUAAAAGGGUAUUAAAAAAUGCCAAUGUAUCAACCAUCUACUCGAAGAGAAGCUGACAUGAAGCUUGAAAGCCAAGUUCUAGAUCUAGAAACGGCUGUGAAAGAUGGCAUUUUGGGGGGCGGUGGUGGGGUAAUAUCCACUGGUUUUGCUUCAGAGAAAUUGGAUCUGAAGGUGAUGAUUGAAGAGCUUGAGUCCAUGGAUGUCCCAACGGUUUUCAUAUGUCCAAUUUCUCUGGAGCCAAUGCAAGACCCGGUGACUCUUUGCACUGGCCAAACCUAUGAGAGAUCCAACAUUCUUAAAUGGUUCUCUUUAGGCCAUUACACUUGUCCCACCACAAUGCAAGAGCUUUGGGAUAAUUCAGUGACUCCAAACAAGACGCUCCAGCAGCUGAUUUAUAGUUGGUUUUCUCAGAAGUACUUGGCCAUGAAGAAGAGGUCAGAGGAUGUGCAAGGAAGGGUCAAAGAGAUCUUGGAGAAUUUGAAGAAAGUUAAGGGUCAAGCCAGAGUUCAAGCUCUUAAGGAGCUUAGGCAAGUGGUUCAAGCUCAUGGGACAGCUAAGAAGACAGUUGUGGCAUGUGGAGGUGUUGGUUUGAUUUCAUCUUUGUUAGGUCCUUUUACAACUCAUGCUGUUGGGUCAGAGGUAGUUGGAGUUCUUGUGAACUUGAAUCUUGAUUUCGAUUCCAAGUCUGAUUUAUUGCAGCCCGCUAAAAUAUCUUUAAUGGUGGAUAUUUUAAAUGAAGGAUCGAUUGAGACCAAGAUCAACUGUACGAGGUUGAUUGGAAUGUUGAUGGAAGGGAAUGAUUCUGCGUCUGAAAAUGUUGCAAGUUUGAGUCUUUUAGUUGGAUUGUUGAGGUUAGUGAAAAAUAAGAAGCGCCCAAAUGGGGUAUUGGCUGGACUGAGUUUGCUCAAGACAAUUUGCUCUCAUGAAUCAGUUAGGAACUCUUUUGUCAAUGUUGGGGCAGUUCCUCAUUUGGUUGAGCUGAUGCCUGGUUUGAAUAAUGAGUGUUUGGAAUUAGUCCUGUAUAUUUUAGAGCUUUUGUCAAGUAUUCCAGAAGGAAGAUUGGCUUUGAAAGAUUGUCCAAACACCAUACCAUAUGUGGUGAAACUAUUGAUGAAAGCUUCAGAAAACUGUACUCAGUUUGCAUUGUCGAUACUGUGGGCCAUUUGCAAGUUUGCACCAGAGGAAUGUGCUUCACUUGCUGUGGAUGCUGGUCUGGCUGCAAAGCUACUUCUAGUUAUACAGAGUGGUUACAAUCCUGUGUUGAAGCAACGGUCAGCAGAGUUGUUGAAAUUGUGUAGCCUAAAUUACACGGCUACGAUUUUUAUUUCCAAGUGUAAGCUUACAAGAACGAUUCAAUGAAGGAAAAUAACAGCUUGUUGAUAUACAGGACUUUCUUGUUUUUCUUCUUGUCCAAUAUGACAAUGGGGCUGAUGAGCUUCCGGUUUUGGAGAACUCAGAAUGGGGUCAAUCGGGGUUUCUGAGGUACCCUUUGCUCUCUUGUGCAUACUAAACAAUUUCCAUUAUGUUAUUGUUUCACAUCAAGUAGCAGCAUAAUGUGGAUUUGAGCUAAUUGGACGCUGUGUAGUCAACAAUCCACUGUAAGCUCAAGUUUCUGCCAAUAUUUUCCAAUAAUUCCCAGCAAGGUUGUGAUUCAAUCUGUUUGUGUCACUGUUUGCUUUGUUGUUUCAAUCCACAAGAGAGAAAUGUAACUGUAAGCUCUGGUAAGGAGUUGAGUGGAGGUGGUGCAGUGAUGAUAGAGGGAAAUGAUGUGAGGAGGGGAUUCCUGUUGGCAUUUGUGUCGUUUGUAAUUGUAGUUGGUUUUUCUGGGUUUGCCCUGUCUUACUGAUCCCUAGAUUUCGUUCAUCUCUGUAAGGUUUUGUGGGAGCUUACAUUUAUACCUUUGGUUGAAAGAGGUGUUUUCAGUCUUUUAAGUCUUAAACUUUGUAGAGUUUGUAAUUGUAAGCCUUUUGGCUAUCAGAUAAAACAUGUACAACCUAUUUGUUUCCUUUACAUGAUAUACAAUUUGAAUUGCUGAAUUAA
Messenger RNA from Theobroma cacao (cacao), 2803 nucleotides. Lineage: Eukaryota; Viridiplantae; Streptophyta; Magnoliopsida; Malvales; Malvaceae. The record is from RefSeq and is a predicted model, not a curated record.